This is a messenger RNA of Rhodotorula graminis WP1, 1101 nucleotides long. RefSeq lists its product as uncharacterized. Lineage: Eukaryota; Fungi; Basidiomycota; Microbotryomycetes; Sporidiobolales; Sporidiobolaceae. The transcript has 13 exons. Gene Ontology annotation, molecular function: guanine nucleotide transmembrane transporter activity. Gene Ontology annotation, cellular component: mitochondrion. The record is from RefSeq and is a predicted model, not a curated record. The coding region runs from base 21 to 911 and encodes 296 amino acids.
CGCCCGUCGUACCUGUAGCCAUGUCGCCCCCUGCUGCCGGUGGAAAGGACUCGCACGCCGCCCGCAUCCUCGGUUCCGGCACCUCGGGCAUCGCCGAGCUCAUCAUCUUCCACCCGGUCGACACGGUCGCCAAGCGCCUCAUGUCCAACAAGGUCACGGGCAAGCCCAUGAUGGAGAUCGUCUUCCGAGAGCACGCCAACGCGCGCGCCGGUCAGAAGUUCCUGUCGCUCUUCCCGGGUCUCGGUUACGCCGCAGGGUACAAGGUCCUCCAGCGUGUCUACAAGUUUGGCGGCCAGCCGUACUUCAACGACUUCCUGUCGCGCAACUUCAAGAAGAGCUUUGACGGCGCGUUCGGCGAGAAGAACGGCAAGGCCAUGAUGGCUGCCACUGCCGGCUCCCUGACCGGCAUCGGCGAGAUCGUCCUCCUGCCCCUCGACGUCCUCAAGAUCAAGCGUCAGACCAACCCCGAGGCGUUCCGCUCGCGCGGCUUUGUCCAGAUCGUCCGCGACGAGGGCUUCUCGCUGUACCGCGGCGCGUCGUGGACCGCCGCGCGCAACGCGCCCGGCUCGUUUGCCCUGUUCGGUGGCUCGGCGUUCACCAAGGAGUACGUGUUCAAGCUCGAGGACUACCGCACGGCGACGUGGUACCAGAACUUUAUCGCGUCCAUCGCCGGAUCGAUCUCGUCCAUCGCCAUCUCGCAGCCGCUCGACGUCAUCAAGACGCGCAUCCAGAACCAGAACUUUGAGAGCAAGGUCGGCGGCAUGACGGUCGUGCGCGAGCUCAUCAAGAACGAGGGCGCGUCGGCCUUCUUCAAGGGCUUGACGCCAAAGGUCCUCGUCGUCGGCCCCAAGCUCAUCUUCUCGUUCACCCUCGCUCAGACCCUCAUUCCCCUCUUCUCCAAGUACGUGUAGUCAGUGCCCCGCUCGCCCUCCCACCACCCCCUCUAGACGUGCCCGUGUCCGCCUCUGUGCCCGCCCUCUUCCCUCCUCCUUCCUCCCGGGCUGUAAAACCUCUUCCCUCUCCCUCUCUUCUAUCGCAGGACUUCUCGGGACUAUUUCCUUGCGUCCACCUGCAACCGCACCAUUCCCUGCUGGCACCGUG